UCACAUGUUUAUCCUAUUUUUCAUGUAUCUUCUUUUUCCAAAAUUAUCAAAUAUGUUAGAAGUAUAUAUUUCAAGUAUUGGCUCGUUCUUUAAUUCAAUCAAAGACGAAUAGAACAAGUAACUUACUCUCUUGUAUUUUGACAGGCGUAAUAGACAAAACUAAUAGAGGCACUAUAUUGAGAACAACCAUUGGGAGAAAAUAAGGAAAAGUGACAUCUGCCGAAUGUUGCUUUCAUACUUACAUUUUCAAGCUUAUUGGAGUGCUUGAUCCAAUGGGCAAAUGCCAUAAAAAAAAGUUGACCAGCCAACACCACUACUGGUUCAUAGUAUACACUUGUAUAUUAAAUAUAAUAUCAAUAUAAUCGAAUUUCUGUAAUUAAAUCUGGGUUACUUGUCUAGCUGAACAAUCACAUAUUUACGCUGAAGUCUUAAUUAGGCAGAAUUAAACCCCAAAACACAACUAUGUUUCUUCAAGAUUUAAGGAAAUUACAUAGUCCAACAGGUCAUAUAAGAUGCUGUAACAGUAUGUUUCAUAUAGCCAAUAGUUAACAUUUCUAGAAUUUAUAAUUCAAUAUUAAAUGUAUACCCAAUCACGUCACUAAUAUUAGCAAUUACAUGGAUGCAAAAUCCAGUAUACAGGAAAAAAAAUUCGCACUACUCAAUGUUGCGCCAACUGCAAACUACAAAGAUCUUGGCUACGUAAUAGGACAAGUUAGGUAUUGGUCACGCAUUGUCUUAAUUGUUAUGUGUGGUUUAUGCAAAUUACGCAAAUAGGGC
Messenger RNA from Spathaspora passalidarum NRRL Y-27907, 777 nucleotides. RefSeq lists its product as uncharacterized. The coding region runs from base 616 to 774 and encodes 52 amino acids. The transcript has a single exon. NCBI's taxonomy places the organism in Eukaryota, Fungi, Ascomycota, Pichiomycetes, Serinales, Debaryomycetaceae. The record is from RefSeq and is a predicted model, not a curated record.